UAUGAAAAACAAUCAUCAUCGAAGAACAAAAUCAACUGGCAACUACUUUUCGAAUUAAUGUGAAUUUCUUGUUUAAGAUGAUGAUGAUGAUAACAAUGAAACAAGAGCAAUUAUUAAAAAAAUAUAACAAUAACCUAUUCUACAUCAUUAGAUAGUUGAAAAACUAGAUGAUUAAAAUUAUGGAUUGUUCAAUACUAUGUUUAAUUUUGGGCAAAUGAAGUAUAAACCAAAACAUUCUUUAGACUUAAGCACAAUUACAGAGUGCAGUUGUAACGAAUUCAUAAUAUUCAUAGCUACACCUUCAGCUAAAGAUGCUUAACCUAAACACAGAAAAUGUGGCAGUCAAUAAUAAUAGGUGAACAAAUAGCCAGCACGUCAUCAUCAUAGUCAAAGUCUACAAAUUCAUAGACUCGAAUACGAAUUGGAGUAAAUGAAGGCAUAAUAAGCUGAAAUCUAAAGUGUGAACAUGAUGCUAAUUAUUGAAAUUCACAAAUCAAGAUAAGAGCUCUAGAUAUCUUAAUAAGUAUAUUCUCAUUUUCAUUUUAGAAAAAUGAACUUAUCCUUUAACGAAUAAGAAAACUAGAAAAGAUGUUAAGAGAAGAUAAAAAAUUAUCCUGUAUAACUAACGACACUCUUGAAUUUUCCUGAGAAAAAUAC
Paramecium sonneborni is the source of this 657-nucleotide messenger RNA. Lineage: Eukaryota; Ciliophora; Oligohymenophorea; Peniculida; Parameciidae. The record is from the annotation of a GenBank genome assembly.